AUGGCCCCAACGUCACGAAAAUACACGCUCAAGGAGGCGAGAGCCUACUCUGGUGCGGUCACCAACCAGACAACACUUGAGCAGGCCAAAAUGCAAGAACUCGGACACUAUGUCCGUCAUAUCAACAAGCUCAACGGAACGGCACCAACCCUUCCCACCGGAGUGGUAGCCAACAGUGACCAGGGCAUUCAGCUCUGGACAAAAGCAUAUGAAGCAGCUUUGGAGGCCGAGGCGCUAAGGAACUGGGUGAAGAAAACCCCUGAAAAACAUGCCAUGAUUCAAGGAUCUGCCAACGGCGUUACUCCUCGUCGCCCUACCGUCCCCCGCAGAACUCUGGGGGAGCGAAGAGCACUGUCGAACAAGACGAGAGCACGCGUAGCUGCUACCGCCGCCUCUACCACUGAUACCGAGGAGCGCCGAGUCAAGAAAGGCAUUGCCACCAAGAAAGACAGCGCUACCAAACGCUCAAUUGAUGAGGUGGACGCUGAUGAUGAUGAGUCCUCACCCAAGCGUCGACGACAAGACUUUGCGAUCGUCAGAUCAGAGUCUGACAAGGAGAACUCUGAACGUCGCACUAUCCGAGCACAUGGUUCUCAUGCUAAGGCUUCUGCAACUUCAUCAAGUCUGAAACAGAACAACGGCGCAGCUCCAACGGAGACCGCUCGGAAGAUAGCAGUACCAUUCAAGCCAAGUCAGAAGCUGCAAAUCACAAAGAGCGCUGCCAGUGCAGGUGGUGCAUCGCCCUCAAUGCCUCGGCCUGCCCUGACUAAGGAUGAGCUGAAUCGGAUCUGA
This is a messenger RNA of Exophiala bonariae, 792 nucleotides long. RefSeq lists its product as uncharacterized. The coding region runs from base 1 to 792 and encodes 263 amino acids. The record is from RefSeq and is a predicted model, not a curated record. The transcript has 3 exons. NCBI's taxonomy places the organism in Eukaryota, Fungi, Ascomycota, Eurotiomycetes, Chaetothyriales, Herpotrichiellaceae.